Castor canadensis (American beaver) is the source of this 2610-nucleotide messenger RNA. NCBI's taxonomy places the organism in Eukaryota, Metazoa, Chordata, Mammalia, Rodentia, Castoridae. The record is from RefSeq and is a predicted model, not a curated record.
AUGGCGACUCGGCAGAGGGGCGGAGACUAUAAAGGAUUAGUCCUGUUCUCCAUCCUCCUGGGAACCUGGUGGGAAGCCUGGGCAGGACAAAUUCUCUACUCCGUGUCUGAAGAGUCAGACAAAGGGUCUUUUGUGGGGAACAUCUCCAAGGACCUGGGACUGGCGCCCCAGGAGCUGGCAGAGCGCAAAGUCCGCAUCGUCAAUAAAGGUAGGGUGCAGCUCUUUGAUCUGAACCCGAGAAGCGGCAGCUUGGUCACUGCGGGCAGGAUAGACAGGGAGGAGCUAUGCGCUCAGAGCGCGCGGUGUGUGGUGACCUUUAACAUCUUGAUGGAAGAUAAAAUGAGUCUUUACCCUAUAGAAGUGGAAAUAAUGGAUCUUAAUGACAACACACCUAGAUUCUUGACAGAAGAAAUAAACGUAAAAAUAAUGGAAAAUACAGCUCCUGGGAUGCGGUUUCCGCUAAACGAGGCAGUAGAUCUAGAUGUGGGCACGAACUCCCUCCAGAGAUACCAGCUCAGCCCCAAUCGCCACUUCUCCCUGGUUGUGCAAAGUGGAGACGAUGGAACUAAGUACCCGGAACUGGUGCUGGAGAAGGUUCUGGACCGGGAGCAAGAGGUGAUACACCAUCUGGUCCUCACAGCCUACGAUGGCGGGAACCCACCCUUAUCUGGCACUGCUAACAUUCAGGUGACAGUGGUGGAUGUCAAUGAUCACACACCAGUCUUCUCUCUGUCCCAGUAUCAGGUAACUGUCCCUGAAAAUGUGCCAGUAGGCACAAGACUUCUUACAGUAAAUGCUAUCGAUCCAGAUGAGGGAUUCAACGGGGAAGUGACGUAUUCUUUUCGGAAAAUAACGCCAAAACUUCUACAAAUAUUCCACCUGAGUUCCCUUACAGGAGAAUUGACCAUUUUAAAAGGUCUGGAUUAUGAAGAAUCCAGCUUCUAUGAAAUGGAAGUUCAGGCUCAGGAUGGUCCUGGUAGUCUGACAAAGGCAAGAGUACUGAUCACAGUUUUAGAUGUGAACGACAAUGCCCCAGAAGUGACUGUAACAUCUGUAAGCAGCCCAAUUCCUGAAGACACACUUCCUGGAACAGUUAUUGCUCUUUUCUACCUCCAAGACAGAGACUCAGGGAAGAAUGGUGAGGUAACCUGCGCUCUCCCAGAAUAUCUGCCCUUCAAAUUAGAAAGGUCAAUAGAUAAUUAUUACAGAUUGAUUACAGAUAAAACCCUGGACAGGGAAAAGCUCUCUGUGUACAACAUCACACUGAAAGCCAUGGAUGGUGGAACCCCUCCCCUGUCAACGGAAACGCAAAUAUCUGUGCAAGUGGAAGACACCAAUGACAACCCACCCACCUUCCCCCACUCCUCUUACUCCAUCUGCCUCCCUGAGAACAACCCCAGAGGCACCUCCAUCUUCUCAGUGACUGCCCAUGACCCUGAUAGUGACAAGAAUGCUCAGGUCACUUAUUCCUUGGAUGAAGACACCAUCCAGGGGGAGCCAGUGUCUUCCUAUUUCUCUAUCAACUCUGACACUGGUGUCCUAUAUGCGCUUCGAUCUUUUGACUAUGAGCAGUUUCGUAACCUACAACUGAGAGUGACUGCACGUGACAGUGGGAACCCUCCUCUUAGCAGCAAUGUGUCACUGAGCCUGUUUGUGCUGGACCAGAAUGACAAUGUACCUGAAAUCCUAUACCCCACCCUUCCUACGGAUGGCUCCACUGGUGUGGAACUGACACCCCGCUCAGCAGAACCUGGAUACUUAGUAACCAAGGUGGUGGCAGUAGACAAAGACUCAGGACAGAAUGCCUGGCUGUCCUACCGCCUGCUCAAGGCCAGUGAGCCAGGACUUUUCUCCGUGGGGCUACACACGGGCGAAGUGCGCACAGCAAGGGUCCUGCUGGACAGAGAUGUGCUGAAGCAGAGCCUCGUGGUGGCUGUGCAGGACCAUGGCCAGCCUCCUCUCUCGUCCACUGUCACACUCACCAUUGCUGUGGCAGACAGCAUCCCUGAUGUCCUAGCAGACCUGAGCAACAUCAGGACCCCCAUUCACACUGAUAAUUCAGACCUCACACUCUACCUGGUUGUGGCAGUGGCCGUGGUCUCCUGUGUGUUCCUUGUCUUUGUUAUAGUGCUGCUGGCGCUCAAAAUGAGGCACUGGCACAAGACACACCUGCUCCAGGCUGCAGGAGGUGGGAUGGAGGAUAUACCUGCCUCACACUUUGUGGGUGUGGACGGGGUGCGCGCUUUCCUGCAGACCUAUUCCCAUGAGGUGUCCCUCACCGCGGAUUCUCGGAAGAGCCACAUCAUCUUCCCCCAGCCCAACUAUGUGGAUACUCUCAUCAGCCAGGAGAGCUGUGAGAAAAAUGACUCUUUGUUAACAUCCUUAGAUUUUCAUGAGUGUAAGGAUGAGGUCCCAAGCAUUCAGGCUGCAGUUUCCCAGUGCGGACUCUGGGCGCCGCUGUUGGCCAAAGUAGAGAGCUUGGCGCUCGCGAUCUUCUCGCGCAGCCGCAGCGCGCUUGCCUGGGCAGCCCUAUCCGACCUGCCAGCGCCAGCCUUUCCACCGCUUCUUCCUGGGAAAAAGAAUCUUUUCAUGGACCGGAACUGGAACUAA